Mustela erminea (ermine) is the source of this 1093-nucleotide messenger RNA. RefSeq lists its product as uncharacterized. NCBI's taxonomy places the organism in Eukaryota, Metazoa, Chordata, Mammalia, Carnivora, Mustelidae. The coding region runs from base 305 to 934 and encodes 209 amino acids. The record is from RefSeq and is a predicted model, not a curated record. The transcript has 2 exons.
GGGGGGAUGGAGCUGCGCCGUGGGGGGGGGUGGACUGCGCCCCGGGAUGAGCUGCGCCCCGCGAGGGAGCUGCGCCGGGGGGAGGGAGCGGGGGGGUGGACUGCGCCGGGAUGGAGCUUCGCCCCGGCAUGAGCUGCGCCCGGAGCGGGUGGACUGCGCCCCGGGAUGAGCUGCGCCGGGGGGAGGGAGCGGGUGGGGUGGACUGCGCCCCGUGCUGAAGAUGUGCCCCUUGUGGAGGGUGCGGCGCCCUGGAAUGAAGCUGCACUGGUGUGUGUUUUGGGGGGGUAGGUAGACGGCGCUUGGAAUGGAGGGGAGACUGCACCCUGGGAGGAGACGCUGCGCUGCCGGGAGAGUCGGGCUGCGUCCCGGGACGAAAGGGAGACUGCGCCCCUGGGACGGGAAGCUGCGCCCCGGGAUGAGGCUGAGCCCCGGGAUAAAGGGCACGCCGCACCCCGGAAUGGAGAUGAGCCCUAGGGAAUGGGAGACUGCGCCAGGACAGACCCUUCUCCUCCCCCGGCGGGCCGUGUCUGCUCCGCCGCCGCUCUCCGCCCCAGGGAGGGAUGGCUGCGCCCCGGACGGCCGGCGUCCCCUUCUGGAGGGCACCGUGUCCGCGCGGGAGGCGCUGCGCUGCCGGGAGGGGAGAGUGCGCCCUUGGGAUGCGGCCGUGUCCGAGAAGGGGAGGCUGCGCCCCCCAGGAUCGGGCUGCACCCCCGACCGCCCCGCGUCCCCUCCCCCUCCCGAGGGCGCGGUGUCCGCGUGGGAUGCUCUGCGCCGCGGGCGGCCCGGGGCGCGGAUGUUCCCGGCCGGCGGGCGACCGGAGCCGUCCCGAACAAUCUGGGGCGACCGGGGGCCCGCGGUGAAUUCUGACGCGUUCACAUCUGCAGUAGGAAAAUUACCGGCUCGGGGAUGGGUCGCAGGGAGGGCGUCACAUUGAGCUGUGGACGCUGCAAGCGUCGGAGUCCGCUUUUACAGACCCGAGAAACGGGCUCCGGCCCGGGAUUUGUCAGAGUCCCGACCCCGGCCUGUUUCGCAGUUAAUAUUCUUAGGCACCAGGUUUCGCUAGUUACUUCUGAUAAGGACAUUUUGUUUCCUU